Suncus etruscus (white-toothed pygmy shrew) is the source of this 2464-nucleotide messenger RNA. Its product is annotated as signal recognition particle subunit SRP72-like. The record is from RefSeq and is a predicted model, not a curated record. Gene Ontology annotation, cellular component: signal recognition particle, endoplasmic reticulum targeting. NCBI's taxonomy places the organism in Eukaryota, Metazoa, Chordata, Mammalia, Eulipotyphla, Soricidae. Gene Ontology annotation, biological process: SRP-dependent cotranslational protein targeting to membrane. Gene Ontology annotation, molecular function: protein binding; ribosome binding; 7S RNA binding.
AUGAAGUGCUCAGCUGCAAAACUAAUUGGAGUAGCCACACUCUGCUGGUUCUACCCCUUAUGGACAGGACGACUCACCUCAGGAGAACGCAAGCUCUCAGGGAAGGAUCCCAGAGGGGAUCAAAUUUCCCAGGCUGAACAAACAACACCCUUAAGAAAGCUGGGGUGGCGGCCGGGCCCGCCGGAGCCUCCUCCAAGAUGGCGAGUGGUGGCAGCGGGGGGGGGGGGGGGUGUCUCGGUCCCUAUGCUCUGGGCUAAAGUGAGUUAUGGCCAGAACGGUGACUUCACAUACGCCCUCAAUACCAUCAAUAAGAUAUUGCAGAUCAACAAAGAUGACGUAACUGCCCUCCACUGUAAAGUAGUUUGCCUUAUUCAGAAUGGAGGUUUCAAGGAAGCCUUGAACGUCAUUAAUACUCACACCAAAGUGUUAGCCAAUAACUCACUUUCUUUUGAGAAGGCCUAUUGUGAGUACAGGCUGAACAGAAUUGAAAAUGCCUUGAAGACAAUAGAGAGUGCCCACCAGCAGACAGACAAACUAAAGGAGCUUUAUGGACAAGUGUUAUAUCGAUUAGAGCACUAUGAUGAAUGCCUAGCUGUCUAUAGAAAUCUUGUCCGAAACUCCCAAGAUGAUUAUGAUGAAGAGAGAAAAACAAACCUUUCAGUGGUUUAUGCAGCCCAAAGCAAUUGGGAAAAAGUGGUUCCAGAGAACUUGGGUCUUCAAGAAGGCACACAUGAACUGUGCUACAAUACUGCAUGUGCACUCAUAGGACAAGGCCAGCUGAACCAAGCAAUGAAAAUCCUACAAAAAGCUGAAGAUCUUUGUCGCCGUUCAUUAUCAGAAGACUCUGAUGGGACUGAAGAUGACCCCCAGGCAGAACUAGCCAUCAUUCAUGGGCAGAUGGCCUACAUUCUGCAGCUUCAAGGUUGUACUGAGGAGGCUUUGCAAUUGUACAAUCAAAUAAUAAAGCUGAAGCCAACAGAUAUAGGAUUGCUCGCUGUGAUUGCAAACAACAUCAUUACCAUAAACAAGGACCAAAAUGUCUUUGAUUCCAAGAAGAAGGUGAAAUUAACCAAUGUGGAAGGAGUAGAGUAUAAGCUUUCCAAGAAACAGCUACAGGCUAUAGAAUUUAACAAAGCCUUACUUGCAAUGUACACUAAUCAGGCAGAUCAGUGUUGCAAAAUAUCCGGUAGUUUACAGUCACAAAGUCCUGAGCACCUCCUGCCUGUUUUAAUCCAAGCUGCCCAACUCUGCUGUGAAAAACAGCACUCAAAAGCAAUAGAAUUUCUUCAAGAAUUUUCAGAUCAGCACCCAGAAAAUGCUGCUGAAAUUAAACUGACCAUGGCACAGUUGAAAAUUUCUCAAGGUAAUAUUUCCAAAGCAUGUCUAAUAUUAAGAAGCAUAGAAGAGUUAAAGCAUAAACCAGGCAUGGUGUCUGCACUAGUGACCAUGUAUAGCCAUGAAGAAGAUAUUGAUAGUGCCAUAGAAGUCUUCACACAAGCUAUCCAGUGGUAUCAAAACCAUCAGCCCAAAUCUCCGGCUCAUUUGUCUUUGAUAAGAGAAGCUGCAAAUUUCAAACUCAAAUAUGGGUGGAAAAAGGAGGCAAUUAGUGAUCUUGAACAGCUAUGGAAACAAAACCCAAAAGAUAUUCACACUCUGGCACAGCUUAUUUCCGCUUACUUACUUGUAGAUCCUGAGAAAGCAAAAUCUCUUAGUAAACAUUUGCCCUCGUCAGAUAGUAUGUCUCUGAAAGUUGAUGUUGAGGCGCUUGAAAAUUCUCCUGGUGCUACAUAUAUUUGGAAGAAAGGUGGAAAAGUUGCUGGAGAUAGUCAACCAAAGGAACAAGGGCAGGGAGAUUUGAAAAAGAAGAAAAAGAAAAAAAAAGGCAAACUGCCCAAGAACUAUGACCCCAAAGUGACCCCAGAUCCAGAAAGAUGGUUGCCAAUGCGAGAGUGAUACUACUACCGAGGAAGGAAGAAGGGUAAAAAGAAGGAUCAGAUUGGAAAAGGGACCCAGGGAGCCACUGCAGGUGCUUCAUCUGAACUGGAUGCAAGUAAAACUCUGAGCAGCCCACCCACCUCCCCCUGACCUGGUAAUACUGCAGCACCAUCUGCAUCUACAAGUAAUAUUAUACCCCCACGACAUCAGAAGGCAGCAGGUGCUCCAGCAACAAAAAAGAAACAGCAGCAGAAAAAGAAGAAAGGUGGGAAAGGUGGUUGGUGAUUAGGACACUUCUUGCAGGCUGUUUUGAAACUACUCAGUGAAGCUAGCAACAUAAUAAAGGUAAUAGCAAGAAGCACAGAACUGCUCCUUUCUCUUUCAUGUCCACAUUUUCAUCUGAUGAUUUUCUUGUGCUUCAAAAUAGGAAAAUGUCUUCAAACUGCCUAAGUCAGAUUUGACCUAUUUGUACCACCCAGCUUAAAAGAUGACAGGGACUCACAAUUUCACAAUAAUUGGCAUUUAUCCA